AUGAGCGCUGACGAGAUCCUCCAAUGCCAAAAACCGCUCUCAUCUACCGAACCAAUCGAUGACUUCUUAUUCAAAAAUCACUACCGAUCCGAGAAAAAUCGCGACGUUUGUCGGGAAUAUUUGAAAGAGCUGAAGGACUCAUGCUAUUCAUUGGCACCAUGUUGCAAGACGGCUAUUCAGAGCUGUGAAGAUCAACUGAACUCAUCGCAACUUCAAGAUCGACUCAGAGAAUCCAUCGAGCGCCUAACUCGACGACACAACGAAUGCGAGAAGAGCAUGAUCGAAACGUUGAAACUUUUCC
This is a messenger RNA of Cooperia oncophora, 301 nucleotides long. Lineage: Eukaryota; Metazoa; Nematoda; Chromadorea; Rhabditida; Trichostrongylidae. The record is from the annotation of a GenBank genome assembly.